Molecule: messenger RNA, 1790 nt
Organism: Rattus norvegicus (Norway rat)
Lineage: Eukaryota; Metazoa; Chordata; Mammalia; Rodentia; Muridae
Source: RefSeq, a predicted model, not a curated record
AUGCGAGAAGAAAAUAGGUUCUCCACCGUGGGGGUGGGGGUCCCCGAGGAUCGAACUCAGUUACUAAGGCUUGGCAGGAAACGCCCGUACUCGCUGAGCCCUCUCAUCGGCCCAAACUACUAUUUUGACAUUCACCAAUUCAAACGUAAAACGACGGAUCGGACUCGUUCCCCGCUGCUUCAGAGGCUGGGUGAUGGUGGCUGCGACCAAACUACGGGGGCGGAGCCUGAGCGCCGGAGCGAAGGCGUGGUGCGCUGUCCAAUGAGCACGCGCGGAUCGGCUCCCUCGCGGGAUCUGGGUUUCUUACCCCGCCCCCUCAGGGAUUUGAUUGGGCGGCUGGCCCGGGUGCUCCGCCUUCGUAGAGCGGUGACGGUCACAGCCAGGCGCAGCCGGGACCCGGACAUUUACAGGCCAGUGAAUGGUGAGUUCAGGGUCUCGAGAUCCGAUACGGGCGGAGGAGCUGUUGGAACCGGCUGGGACAGGACUCGCGCUAGCAAGGCGUCUGCGCCACGGACGCCUCCGGUUCCGCUUGGCUGGCUGGUUCACUUUCGAUUCGGCCGGGUUCUCCUCUGCCCUGUUCGGCUUGGUCCGGUUCUCUCCGGCUUGGCUCGGUUCUCUCCGGCUUGGCUCGGUUCUCUCCGACCCGGCCAUCGCUACCCUCGGUCAGCCAGAGACUGCAGCGGGACCCGGGUGCCCCUUCGCGUCCCCGAGGCGACUGGGCCCAGGGCUGGCGCUGUCUUCACUCUGUGCAUUGACGACGGGCGGCUCGUGACGAGGCUCCGGGUUCCGGUGCUGGUCCCCAGCCGGUCCUCGUCGUACGGGAAGCCUCCACUCAGGUGUCUGAAGUGAAUCUGGAUUUGUAGGUCUCAUUCCGCUUCCUCGGUUCGAGAAAACACUAUCAGUCCACCUGUCCUUCAUUCUGCUUUUCGAAUUUCUUAGUUCCCAAAGAAAUGGAUGACACUUGAGUGUUUUGAAGGUUUGUUUUCUAGUCGGGCGUGGUGGCUUGGGAAGACUGAUGCAAGAGGAUCCCAAUGUUUGAGGCCAGACUGCAAGUGACAGCAAUCCUCCUGCCUUUAACCUGCUCAGUACUGUACAGGCUGUUUCCCCUUCUUUUCCUUUCCCUUCCCCUCAUCUUGUCAUCUUGCACUUUUCUCAUACAGUAAGGAAUCCUUUAGCCAGCGCUGCGAGGGACACGUGUGUUGUCUGCAGUCGCUGGUAACCGCUUCGUGUGGUGGUGGAUUGGAUCAGAACGAGGCUGAGGAGCCGUCACCCUCAGCCUGGGACCGCUGAAGUUUUUGUGUGCUCUUGGGAAGCAUGCCUGGAUGAAAGAGGAGUCCAGAGAAAGGGAAGAUAAGACAGGAGUGCACCAGCACAAGAACAUAACUUUGAAAACAACCGAGUUUUCUUGAACUGUAUACCUUCAGAAGGGAGGAGGAUGAUCCUGUCUCUGCCCACCCUGACUGUCCUCAUCCCGCUCAUCUCCCUGGCGGGCCUGUUCUACUCCGCCUCUGUGGAAGAAAACUUCCCAGAGGGCUGUACCAGCGCCAGCAGCCUGUGCUUCUACAGUUUGCUUCUGCCGGUCACCGUACCGGUGUACGUGUUCUUCCACCUGUGGACUUGGAUGGGCCUGAAGCUCUUCAGACAUAACUAGGGUAGCUGAGGCCCCGCUUGUGCACGGGGCAAGAGGCUCCUGGUUGUUGGGUUCUGCCCUCAGGUGUUGCAGAUUCUCCUGUUAGUGCUGUAGCUGAAAAACACUUACAAUAAAUAUGUCCCAAGGGAGAGGAACAUGA